CGAGGAUUGGCUGUCAGGAGUGAUCGGUCCGGCGAAGGAGUAGGAGGUCCGGGUCGCCAUUUUGGCAGGUUGUGAGAGCCUUCUGUCGUCGCCGUGAGCUGAGCUGUCGUCCAGCCCGUCCAGCCAGCUUAGCCGUAAACGCGUGCGAGAGAGCUUCUGGGCUCGAUCGAAUCGCGAUUUCGUUGGCAGGCCGGUACCGGGAAUUACGAAAUCGAAAUAUUCACGCGAACCGGCUGUACAUAACGAUUUUUCAUUCGAUGUUACUCGUUCGAUCGUUCGAGUGAGACAUUUCCUCGGUUACCCCACGAGUGGUGUGCCUGUGACACAUUUACUCCCCAUCGACGAGUUGGCGAACGAUCUUGGAAAGUGAUUAUAGAAUAGGAUCAAAAGGUAGCAGGUGAGCUGAUAAAGACUUCCAGUGUGACAGAAGGAACGACAGUAUGGCGGGACAGACCAUCAACGACAGACUAUUAGCAGCGAGACACAGCAUCGCCGGGCAGGGCCUUGCUAAAGCUGUAUGUAAAGCAACCACCGAGGAGAUGAUAGGCCCUAAGAAGAAACAUCUCGAAUAUUUAGUACGAUGCACAAACGAGCCGAACGUGUCGAUACCACAGCUGGCGAAUCUACUAAUAGAACGAUCACAGAACACCAACUGGACGGUGGUUUUCAAAGCUCUGAUCACGGUCCACCAUAUGCUUUGUUAUGGCAACGAGAGGUUUACACAGUAUCUGGCGUCCAGUAACAGCACGUUUCAGCUCAGUAAUUUUCUCGAUAAAAGCGGCGUGCAAGCAGGAGCACGUAUCGGCUAUGACAUGUCACCAUUCAUCAGAAGAUACGCCAAGUAUCUGAACGAGAAGGCUCUUUCCUACAGAACUGUAGCGUUUGAUUUUUGCAAAGUUAAGAGAGGAAAGGAGGAUCGCACCCUGCGAACCAUGAACGCUGAAAAAUUAUUGAAAACCUUGCCAGUUCUCCAGGCACAAUUGGACGCCUUGCUAGAAUUCGACUGUACCGCUAAUGAUCUUACAAACGGUGUUAUAAACAUGGCUUUUAUGCUUCUCUUUCGAGAUCUGAUCCGAUUAUUUGCUUGUUACAACGAUGGCAUUAUUAAUUUACUAGAAAAAUAUUUUGAUAUGAAUAAGAAGCAAUGUCGCGAGGCUUUGGACUUGUAUAAAAAGUUUCUGAUACGAAUGGAUCGGGUUGGUGAAUUCUUGAAAGUUGCCGAGAAUGUCGGUAUUGAUAAAGGGGAUAUACCUGAUCUAACAAAGGCUCCAAGCAGCUUGUUGGAUGCAUUAGAACAACACUUGGCUUCCUUGGAAGGAAAGAAGGGCUCUGCAGCAAAUACACCAACGCAAUCUGCAAGCAAUAGAACGAAUGUAAAGUCGGGAGUGUCCGCCCUGUCUUCCACCAGUACUGCGUUUGGAACAGCAGCGAGUAACAAUCGACUCGACCAUGCUGGAAAUGGACAUAUCGAUGAAGCGUUACGGCAGCAAGCUCUCGCGGAAGAGGAAGCCGCUAUGAAUCAGUACAAGGCAAAAGUACAAUCUCCGUCGAGCGGCCCAAGCACGAAUCCAUUCCUCAGUUCUCCAACGAAUAACGCCAACCAGCCAAUCGUAGAUUUGUUUGGUGCAUCAUCAGCGACGGCAGAAAAUCAGCCACAGAAAGCAUCAGACGAUUUGCUUCAGCUAGCAGGCAAUCCUUUUGCGGACAUGUUUGGCGCACCACAGCCUGCAGCUGCGCCGACCACACAAGCGCAAAACAAUAUGUGGAUGACUAACGGUAACGGUUUUGCCGCAGUGCCCCCAGCAAAUAAUAACUUUGUUACAGAUAACAGUUUCUCUUCCGUAUUUGGCAAUCAAGAUUCUCAAUCCGCUGGUGCUCCAGGAGCAGCGGGAUCCGUACCGAACCCUUUCAUGUCCGAUUUCCCUUCCCUCGGUCCUCAACCACCGCAGUCAAACGCAGCCGCUUUUGGUCUCUUCGAGCAGGGUGCCGCGAACCAAGGUGGCGAGAGCCAGCAACAAUCGCAGACCGGAGACCUGUUCAGUGCUGGCGGUCAGGCAGAUCUCUUUGGGAGCGACUCUGCAGUGCCCAAGACCGCGGAGGGAGGAGCCGCCGGGGAUGCUGCCGGUGAGACGGUAUCCUCAGCGACUGCAGCCUCCGGUAAGUCCACUGCCACGCCGCCUCCCAGACCGCCGCCUCCCGCGACAGCCAUGAACGGUGCUACGCCAAGAUCAGCAUCACCAACUACAGCAGGAGCGGCGGCUGGAAAAGCCCCAUCAGCCGCAUCGAUCAACACCGCCGCCGCCGCUCCAGGCAAAAGCGCUUUCGAAGAUUUGAACGAUAGUAUUCGUAUGGCACUGGGCGGGUCUCCGUCUCGACCGGCACCCAUCGCUCAACAACAAGUCCCAACCGCGCAGCAAGCGCAGCAAGCACAGCAACAACCUAUGCAACAGGGUUUCGGCAUGUUCGAUAUGGUCGGCAAUAUGCCCGCCACCGGGCAGCCUGUUAUGCCUGGUGGUCCAAUGGCCGGCUACGGUAUUCCUACCCAAGUCCCGGCGGGGUACGGUUCCCCGGCAAAGCAACCGAUUUCAGCAGCAGGGCAACCCCAAAAUGCAGCAUCCACGGGGAAAGUUUUGACCGGGGAUUUGGAUAGCAGCCUUGCUAGCCUUGCCCAGAAUUUGUCUAUCAACAAAAGUGCGCAACAACAAGUCAAGGGUAUGCAAUGGAAUUCUCCUAAAAAUGCUGCCAAAACAGGAGGUCCAGCUGGUGGAUGGACACCACAACCCAUGGCAGCAACUACUGGUGCUGGUUAUCGUCCAAUGUUGUACAAUGCAUGCAUGGCAUCUGGCAUGCUACCGGCUGUUGCAGGGUCAAGGAAUGACGCAACUUCCUACAACCACCUUGGGCUUUCCUCCCCACACUGCACCAUUGGAAUUUGGAUUGGAAACGAGCGGACGAAGCACCAAUUCUGUAAAUAUCGUGUAAUAUGCCUAGAAAAUGUGCCCCGCUUAUUCUCGUUAUUCUACGUCAUCCGCCACGAACCGACCCGUCCCCGGUGAUUUAUGGAAGAAGAAGAAAUCUCCUCGGAACGACGGUGUCGAUGGAUUCCCGUACACAUAUUUCUACUGCUGAUCGAGUAUAAUCGCAUAUACGGGUUUACUCAGUUUACGGCGGGUUGCCUUACCGAAAUAUGCGUGUAGUCUCAGUGUAUACAGUUCUACGAAGCGACUAUAAAUAGAGAGUUUAUAGACAAGUUAAACAGAUAUGAACCGUAUUGCGUUUAGAAUUCCAUGAAUGCGCGGAUGCAACUAUUCCGUAAGAGUUGACUGUGAUAGUACUGCAUUGACAUUGUUGCGUUUUUUUUCCAGUAAUUCUCGGCUAAAGAAUAUACUGGCAAAAAUCCGGGAGAGAUUGGGGGUCGUAUGUGUUCGCACGUGUGCAUGUAUGUAUGAAGAAUCUUUCAUGUAGCAAAAAAGUAGAGAGUUUCAUAUAGUUCCACAAGCUUUAUGUAUUCUGAAAGAUGUGUCGAGUAAGGAAGUAUCGUCUCUCUUUAAUAAGGAGAAGUAUAUCUCGGUCGGUAUCGUCAUGAUUCUAAACGUAAAUACGUCGAGAAAAUUAUACAUAGUUGGCUGAUGCAUGAUGUAUCCAUAAUAAUAUGUAAAAUUACGUGUUGCGUAUACACGUAUACGUACGCGUUAUUUGUAUACGUGUAUACGUAUAUCGUAGCCAGAUUCGCGCGAAGAAUACAACGUUGAAAAUUAUAAAUAUAUCUAUAUAUAUAUAAAUGUAUAUGUACAUGGCGUAAUCCUAAAAUAUGGCGCACCCGUGUCGCUCUUCGUUUCAUUUUUUUUUUUCGUACUAUCUUGAUUUCGACUCAGGGCGCUGAAGCAGUUACGAUGUAUCCGUUGUUAAAGUAUUAAAUAUUAAAUAAUAAUGUAUUAUAUAUAUAUACAUACAUAUAUAUAUAUAUAUAUAUUAUAUAUAGAGAGAAAGGGAGAGAGCGAAUGAGCGAAUGAAUGCGUUGAGUGGGAAUGUUAGAUGGUCCAGCUAAUGUUCUUUAUCCGUAUACCGUUCCGAACUGUCUUAAUUAGGUAAUUAAACGAACUAUGUACACAAAUUAAGAUUAUGAUACUCAUACGAUUAAUUAUGAAUGUAACACGUGAGUCUACGAUUCAGUAUGGUACUAUUAAUAUAGUCAAUAAUGACUGUUCUAAGGUCUAAUUCGGGAUUCGUUUUGUCUCUCGCCGUGUGCAGCUACCUCCACGAAUCUGCGCUGUGUAAUUAACGAGGAACAUGUAUCUUUAUUUCCGUCUGGAGUUAUUCGAAUAAUGUUUGUAAGAAGGAGAAAUGGAUAUCGUGUACGUAAAGAGAGGAAUGAGAUAUAGGAAUGAUUUCACGUUUAAGAUCUCUGGUACGGUCAUCUGAAUCUUGCUGAAUCGCAGUUACUAGUAGCUGGCAGUUUUUCCUUUAACGUUUUUGUAUUUUCGUGUAGAAGAGAUGGUGAAGUGUAAAUUACACGAUAUAGGUUCCUGUUUGCAAGUAUCCUUUUGAAAUGUUGCUUUAAGUAUUGUAGAGUUUUGAUAAACCUUCAUGAAGUUUAAGUGAAACAUUCCAUUUGAAUGAAAACAUAAGAGAAUUUUGUAAAAAGGAAAAUGUUAUUAUUUAACUAUUUGAAUCUAUUUAAAAUUGGAUUGGUAAGUGGCACAAAUAUUAAAAACCAAUGAACGUAACAAACAUGAACAUUAAGUUUUUCUUCUUUUUUUUUUUUUUUUUAUACUGCCAGAUAAUUGUCAGUACGAGGAUGAAUGGAAUGCGUUUUGGUUGUGUAUGCAGAAAGGAAAUUUGGCAAAAAAGAGAAGAAGGAUUAAUGAAAAUAUGAGAUACUGUGUUGGUGUGUUGGACUCUCUAAAAAGUCAGGGGUGUGCAGACUUGUUUCCCCAUCGGACCAUGCAAAACAUAUUGGAGAAGGUACAAAUUGUGCAAAUAAUAUUCUGUAAAAACUAGUUAAAAAUGGUAAUUUGCAAUUCUUUAUGCCUAAUCUCUUAAUUAGAUACUAACUUACAAAUCUAAAAUAUCAUCAAUUUUUCAGAGAACAUUCUUUAAGAUAAUCGUGCACCCCUGAUGCGAGUUUGUGACUUAUUUACCAUUAGGUGUCCUUGUAUAAUGCGAUCAUAGAAGUUGACGAGAACAACGGCUAUAGGAAACUAGAUCAUAAAUUACAUGUUCAAUUAACGUCUAUGAAUCACGCGAGGAACUGGUCACCAUUAAGUUUAAGGAAAUGAUCCUUCAAUUCUCUGUGCAUCCUGGUAGAACCUCGUUGAGAUACAAAAUGUACUCAAGUAGGACAACACAUUUGGAAUUAUUAGAGAAAGAUUAAAAUCCAUAAGGUUCUAUUUUUAGAGGAGGUGCUGUUUUGUUGAAGACAUAUAAUGAGGUACAAAAAUUUCUGAGCAGUUAUUUUCUUCGCUCUAUCUUAGAAAUAUCUCUAUAAAUAAUAAAAACUACGUAAAACUCGCAGAAACUUUUGAAUCUCGGUGUAUCUUCAUUAACAGACAAGAAAGAAAUAUCUGAAAUUGUGUAGUUAACGUAUAAGGAAGGAAGAUUACUCAAUGAAACUUCAAUUAUGUGAGUUGAAAUUAAUGAGAUUGUUACUUCGCACAAACGACAUGUGGAUAAUGAUAAAGCUAGUAGAACCUCGUUAAUUCAGACUCGCCCAAGGUUAAUAUCAAGAGAAAAAAAAAAUUCCAGUGUGAUGUUGUAUUUUGAAAUUGUAGUUCUGUUCAGAUUCGUGAACGGUGGAUGUAAAACUUGUAUCAUUUUGUAUGCAUCACAGUUGUGCUAAGAAAGUUGGUGUAAUCUCAUCGACUACGUUUAAAAACGAUGCUUUAAAUGGCAAAACACAAUCUGUUCGUGUAAACUUACUGGUGAUCAAGUAUAACAGGACAAUAUUACACAUACAUAUACAUAUAUAUACACAUAUACACAUAUUUUAUCGAGAAUUAUAGGGCAGUAGCAAUCUAUGUAACUCUUCCCUGUCAGCUAGAGAAAGACAGCACGAUAUAUUAGGGAAAAAAGAGAAACAAACGCUAUAUUAAAUCUUUCGUCGAUCAGCCAUUAACUCAUUCAGUGCCAUGAAAGAACUUGGAAAUGAUCCUAUCUUCUUCUUAUUCUUCUUCUUCUUCUUCUUCUUCUUCUUCUUCUUCUUCUUCUUCUAAUCCUAUAUGAUGCAUUCAAAGAUCACUAGCUAACUGAAGAGGGUCCACUAGUAUCAUAAUGUAUUAUUUCUUUUAAUUUAAAUAUUUAAUUACUUUAAGCAACUGAAAUAAAUACUCAAUCUAUAAUUGAUAUAGAGUAAUAUAAAAAGAAAAUUUUCAAGUAGUAAAAAACAAUAAGUUUAGCUUAUUGUUUGUUCAUUUUAUAGUGUACAGUUUCAUUAACAAGAAUAGAAGAUAUUCAUUCAGAGUUGAUGUAAAUAUACUAUGAUACAUUUAAUUAGAUAAAUUGUACAUAACAUCUGUCUUUAACGAUAAUUAAAGCUGCUGGUUCUGCUCUAUUGAUUGAUACAAAGUUUAGCAUGUUGGAAGGUUAAAAAAGGGCAAACCUUUUAUUUUAGGGAGAGGCACUGAAUGUGUUAAGAGCGUCGCCCUGGAGGAACCUGUAAAGUUGCUAGCGUUUAGCCAGAAAUAUUUUGUUUAACGAGAAAGUAACGAAAGAUUGGACGAGCUCGACCGAAUCGAUAUCGGCAGACUUAGAGUCUCUAGAGACGGAGAAACCGCUAUUUUUUCUGAUCAUUGAUAACAAAUCCUAGUAAUGCCAUAUUUGUCUCAUUUUCCGUUCUACACCUGUGUGUGUGUGUGUGUGUGGACAAAAAAUUUCUCAACGGAAGAUGUGUACACCAGUAAAACAUUAGUUGAGACGCUAUUAUUUACAAUUACUUUGUAUUAAUUGUCAUUGAUAUCAUUAUACGCUACGAAUAUGUUGUAAUGAUUAUUGUGUAACACAUGAAUGGCGUUUAAUAGAGUAUUUAUUGAAAUUAA
This is a messenger RNA of Osmia lignaria (orchard mason bee), 7034 nucleotides long. NCBI's taxonomy places the organism in Eukaryota, Metazoa, Arthropoda, Insecta, Hymenoptera, Megachilidae. The record is from RefSeq and is a predicted model, not a curated record.